This is a messenger RNA of Notolabrus celidotus (New Zealand spotty), 3037 nucleotides long. RefSeq names its product ras-related protein Rab-40C-like. The transcript is spliced from 7 exons. Gene Ontology annotation, biological process: protein localization to plasma membrane; intracellular signal transduction. The record is from RefSeq and is a predicted model, not a curated record. Lineage: Eukaryota; Metazoa; Chordata; Actinopteri; Labriformes; Labridae. Gene Ontology annotation, molecular function: GTPase activity; GTP binding. The coding region runs from base 557 to 1432 and encodes 291 amino acids. Gene Ontology annotation, cellular component: endosome; synaptic vesicle; plasma membrane.
UGAUGUCAGAACCAGGAUAAUAAAUCGAUUUGUUUAUAGGGCUCGUCAACAGUGAGUAAAAACAGUAGAUUUUUUAAAAUUCUCGUUAUUUUUUCAUUUUUUGGAAGCAUCGGCAGGAUGUGACGCACUAAUGAUGUCAGAACCAGGAAGUUCCAACAUUGUCCACUUUGCUCACUAGACGUACUCGAAAGCUAAUAUUGCUCAUCGGCUAUUCUAUUUGCAAACAAAGUGAUACAAUCGUAGUUCUUAUAUUGGAGUAUUACUCCAUUUUGUACAUUUUUAUUCUCGCUUAUCCGUGGACCCAUUUUUUAAACCUAGAAUGUAUAUUUUUUUGUUUGUCUUAGCUAGUUAGCUAAGAAGCUAACGGCUAGUUAAGGUUGUUUUGAUUAGUAAUCACGUUGUAUCGAUGGUGUCUGGUCGCUGUUUUCGUAGUUUAAACCUACACUGAAAGGCUUUUAUGCACCAUUGUUUUUUUAUUUAUUGAAUGAGUUCAACGAUAAGAAGAUAAAGAGUGGACGUCUGGUGAGCUGGCGAAGCUCCCGGUGAAUCGGAACCAAUGCGUGGGAUGAUGGGGACACAGAGCAGCCCUGUCAAGAGUUACGAUUAUCUCCUGAAGUUCCUUCUGGUGGGAGACAGCGAUGUGGGAAAGGGAGAGAUCUUGGAAAGUUUGCAAGACGGUUCAGUAGAGUCGCCCUAUGCCUACAGCAGUGGGAUUGAUUACAAGACAACCACAAUUCUGCUGGAUGGGAGAAGAGUGAAGUUAGAGUUAUGGGACACAUCAGGGCAGGGCAGAUUCUGCACCAUCUUCCGGUCUUAUUCUCGUGGAGCACAGGGUAUUUUGCUUGUAUAUGACAUCACUAACGAGUGGUCGUUUGAUGGCAUCGACCGCUGGAUCCGGGAAAUUGAUGAGCAUGCCCCAGGAGUACCCAGGAUCUUGGUGGGCAACCGCCUUCAUCUGGCUUUCAAGCGGCAGGUUCCAACAGAGCAGGCGAGGGCUUAUGCAGAAAAGAACAGCAUGACUUUCUUUGAGGUCAGUCCACUCUGCAACUUCAAUGUCAUCGAGUCCUUCACAGAACUUUCCCGCAUUGUGCUGAUGAGGCACGGGAUGGAGAAAUUCUGGAGGCCCAACAAAGUCUUCAGCCUCCAGGAUCUGUGCUGCCGCUCCAUCGUCUCCUGCACACCCGUGCACCUUAUCGACAAACUGCCCCUCCCUGUUGCCAUCAAAUCCCACCUCAAGUCUUUCUCUAUGGCCAAUGGCAUGAAUGCAGUCAUGAUGCAUGGACGCUCCUACUCAGUGGCCAACAGUGCAGCCUCGGGUGGGGGCAGUGGAAGCAAAGCAAACAGCCUGAAACGGUCAAAGUCCUUCAGGCCUCCUCAGAGUCCUCCAAAGAACUCCUCCUCAUCCUCUAAAGGGAACUGUAAGAUCUCAUAGUGAAGGAGCAGACGUAUGGUUUCUUUCACAGUGCCUGGAUUAAAGGUGUUAUUGCUCCAAGGGGUCACAAGGCAACCGAGGAGCAGGAGAGCCAACAGGAAUCUUCAGCUGCAGGGGAAAUAGCUGUGAACUUACACUGACCUUUGGGAGCUGACUUGGGUGGUUGGAUUGGUUUCUGUUCUCUUUGCGCUUGCUGGUGCCAUCUUGUGGAUGUCCGCUUACCUGUAUGCAGAGACUUACUGUAAUCAAGUGGAACAAGAUUUCCCUGGGACCAACAGAUGUGAAUCAAGGACCGUCACGUCACUCUCCUUUCAACACUACAAGCGAGUGUGGGGACAUUUGGAAAAUAGAGGGUUUACGUAUUUAAAGUGGGACUUGAAGUUGUAAAUAAGCUGUGUCUGCUCAGUGUUUUGGUCGGUGUCUGGUGUUUGAUCUUGGAGAGGAGCUUCUUUCACUCGUUAUGUCCUGAAUGUUUUGGAGACGUGCUUUAGUGUACAACUUCUGUGUGUCUUAAUCCCCUUUGUCUACUGUAUAAACGUCCCUUUGCAGCCUCAAGGGUGCUGAGCUACUUGUUUAAAACUCAGAUUAGUUUUAAAUAAAGCUGGCUGAUAUUGAAUGUCAUAACAAGAGCAGGGCUAUUUUCCCAAACGGAUCUGUAAUGAAACAUGUUGAACGUUUAAAACAAGUAAUACAACCACUUAAGUCUAUAUAACUCAAUCUGUGAAACUGUCCAGCCAAGUCGAGCCUUUUAAGACUUCCCGUGUUGCCCUUAAAUCCCAGUGUGAAUGAAUCUACUCUCCAUCACCACAAAUCAUCCUUUUGAACAUCUGUUUACUUUCUCAGGCCGUUUAUGCCUCCUAGUCUAACAUCCUUGGUUCUACUAUUCCUGAAACCAUUACGAUCAAUUUGAAGCUACAGUUUUUUGAGAUUGCUCGGUGCUGAUGUACAAAUUGUUUCCUCGGUAUCGGCGUUUCGCCUCCAACAACUGCUGUAAUAACGUCUUGGUUCUUUAUUUGUGAGCUGUGUCUGGUUGGAUGUGUUUGUAUUUGCAACGUAUUUAUGAAUGUAAAAUAAUAAUCAUCUUCUUUUCUGUGGUGAAAAUGCGGGGAAAAGAAUCAAGUGGGAAGUUGUCAGGUGCAUCUGGUUCUUUGAUAUUUUAUUAAGUGUUGCUAGUAUUCAUACCUCUGAUGCUCCAGCUGUUUCUUAUUUUCUAAAGAGGUUAGAACAGAAGAAAAUUAGAUAUGGAUAUUUUUUUAAAUAACUGUAAAAUAUACAGAAAUACUUUUCUUCUUAUAAAUUCUCACUCUUCUUUCCACCUCUGGUAACAUGUGCUGUAUUUCUACUUCAACAUCCCCGGUGUGUUGGCUGGAUGUCUGUGCUUAAAAGGGCAUAAAACUUGGUGCAUGUUUUCUACUGGCGCCUGCUGUCUGUAAUGUAUUUGGACCAGUACAAGAGGCUAACAGAGGUGAUGAGUGACCAUUAAAAGCACUAUGUGUACACGUUUUAUAAUGAUUGUUAACAGAGCUGUCUACAGGUUUGGAUACGGGAUCAAUUAUAACUUUGUCUACAUUGCAAACAGUCAAAUAAAAAGUCAAACUAAAAGCU